AUGGAGACAUUGCGAGUAACAUGUGUUUUGUCAAGAAAUUUGCGAAAAAGUAUUUUCUGCGAGAGACAGUUGUUGAACCAUCGACUAUUGACGAUAAAUGUUUUUGCUGCAAGGAACCAAAGUACUCAACAAACCGAUGUUAAGGUGUAUCAUGGACCAUUGGCACAGCAGAUUCGAGGAGUGAAGUUAUUUUCAUUGGUUACUAGUGCAGGCGGUCUGGUUGCUCAGCCGUACCUUAUUCAACAUGCAACAACUUUCGGAAAUUUACCGCUGUCCAUUGCAAUGCUCGGGUUUAUAGGAUGUUUCACAUACGUAACGCCGUUCUUAUUGCAUUGGAUAACAAAAAAGUAUGUGACGGAGAUUAGAUACACGCCAGAUAGGGAAGUUUACACUGCUGUAGUGUACAACUUUUUUCUGAAGGAGAAAAAGAUAAUAUUUCGCCCAGAGGAUGUCGAAGUACCAGAAGUUCCUGGCAUGUUCUCUUCCUUCCACGUCAGAGGUAUUCCUUUAUUUGUUGAUCCUAGGAUGUUUGAAGACAAAUCGCAUUAUGCUCGUAUAAUGGGAUAUGACAAACCUCUAGACUUGAAGCUUGGAGACCUGGAAAAUGAUAAGAAAACGUGAUAAGUUCACACCAGUGUGUAUUGAGAAUAAACUGAAAUAAAUUGAGUGACU
Molecule: messenger RNA, 672 nt
Organism: Schistocerca piceifrons (Central American locust)
Lineage: Eukaryota; Metazoa; Arthropoda; Insecta; Orthoptera; Acrididae
Product: transmembrane protein 70 homolog, mitochondrial-like
Exons: 1
Coding region: 1-621 (206 amino acids)
Biological process (GO): mitochondrial proton-transporting ATP synthase complex assembly
Cellular component (GO): mitochondrial membrane
Source: RefSeq, a predicted model, not a curated record